GGAUAUAGUGAAUGCAGGGUCCAGGGAGACCGGAUAUAGUGAAUGCAGGGUCCGGGGAGACCAGAUAUAGUGAAUGCAGGGUCCGGGGAGACCAGAUAUAGUGAAUGCGGGAUCCUGGGAGACCGGAUAUAGUGAAUGCAGGGUCUGGGGAGAGCGGAUAUAGUGAAUGCAGGGUCCGGGGAGACCGGAUAUAGUGAAUGCAGGGUCCGGGGAGACCGGAUAUAGUGAAUGCAGGGUCCGGGGAGAGCAGAUAUAGUGAAUGCAGGGUCCGGGGAGACCAGAUAGAGUGGAUGCAGGGUCCGGGGAGACCAGAUAUAGUAAAUGCAGGGUCCGGGGGGACCAGAUAUAGUGAGUGCAGGGUCCAGGGAGACCGGAUAUAGUGAAUGCAGGGUCCGGGGA
Staurois parvus is the source of this 399-nucleotide messenger RNA. The record is from the annotation of a GenBank genome assembly. Lineage: Eukaryota; Metazoa; Chordata; Amphibia; Anura; Ranidae.